UGUUGUCAGUAACACUAGGGUCUGUUGUCAGUAACACUAGGACUGGGUCUGUUGUCAGUAACACUAGGGCUGGGUCUGUUGUCAGUAACACUAGGGCUGGGUCUGUUGUCAGUAACACUAGGGCUGGGUCUGUUGUCAGUAACACUAGGGCUGGGUCUGUUGUCAGUAACACUAGGGUCUGUUGUCAGUAACACUAGGGCUGGGUCUGUUGUCAGUAACACUAGGGCUGGGUCUGUUGUCAGUAACACUAGGGUCUGUUGUCAGUAACACUAUUGCUGGCUCUGUUGUCAGUAACACUAGUGCUGGGUCUGUUGUCAGUAACACUAGGGCUGGGUCUGUUAUCAGUAACAUUAGGGCUGGAUCUGUUGUCAGUAACACUAGGGCUGGGUCUGUUGUCAGUAACACUAGGGCUGGGUCUGUUGUCAGUAACACUAGGGCUGGGUCUGUUGUCAGUAACACUAGGGCUGGGUCUGUUAUCAGUAACCCUAAGGUCUGUUGUCAGUAACACUAGGGCUGGGUCUGUUAUCAGUAACACUAGGGCUGGGUCUGUUGUCAGUAACACUAGGGCUGGGUCUGUUGUCAGUAACACUAGGGCUGGGUCUGUUGUCAGUAACACUAGGGUCUGUUGUCAGUAACACUAGGGCUGGGUCUGUUGUCAGUAACACUAGGACUGGGUCUGUUGUCAGUAACACUAGGGCUGGGUCUGUUAUCAGUAACACUAGGGCUGGGUCUGUUGUCAGUAACACUAGGGCUGGGUCUGUUAUCAGUAACAUUAGGGCUGGGUCUGUUGUCAGUAACACUAGGGCUGGGUCUGUUGUCAGUAACACUAGGGUCUGUUGUCAGUAACACUAUGGUCUGUUGUCAGCAACACUAGGGCUGGGUCUGUUGUCAGUAACACUAGGGUCUGUUGUCAGUAACACUAGGGUCUGUUGUCAGUAACACUAGGGCUGGGUCUGUUGUCAGUAACACUAGGGCUGGGUCUGUUAUCAGUAACACUAGGGCUGGGUCUGUUGUCAGUAACACUAGGGCUGGGUCUGUUAUCAGUAACACUAGGGCUGGGUCUGUUGUCAGUAACACUAGGGCUGGGUCUUUUGUCAGUAACACUAGGGUCUGUUGUCAGUAACACUAGGACUGGGUCUGUUGUCAGUAACACUAGGGGUGGGUCUGUUGUCAGUAACACUAGGGCUCGGUCUGUUGUCAGUAACACUAGGGCUGGGUCUGUUAUCAGUAACACUAGGGCUGGGUCUGUUGUCAGUAACACUGGGGCUGGGUCUGUUGUCAGUAACACUAUGGCUGGGUCUGUUGACAGUAACACUAGAGCUGGGUCUGUUGUCAGUAACACUAGGGCUGGGUCUGUUGUCAGUAACACUAGGGCUGGGUCUGUUGACAGUAACACUAGAGCUGGGUCUAUUGUCAGUAACACUAGGGUCUGUUGUCAGUAACACUAGGGCUGGGUCUGUUGUCAGUAACACUAGGGCUGGGUCUGUUGACAGUAACACUAGAGCUGGGUCUAUUGUCAGUAACACUAGGGUCUGUUGUCAGUAACACUAGGGCUGGGUCUGUUGUCAGUAACACUAGGGUCUGUUGUCAGUAACACUAGGGCUGGGUCUGUUGUCAGUAACACUAGGGCUGGGUCUGUUGACAGUAACACUAGAGCUGGGUCUAUUGUCAGUAACACUAGGGUCUGUUGUCAGUAACACUAGGGCUGGGUCUGUUGUCAGUAACACUAGGGCUGGGUCUGUUGUCAGUAACACUAGGGUCUGUUGUCAGUAACACUAGGGUCUGUUGUCAGUCACACUAGGGCUGGGUCUGUUGUCAGUAACACUAGGGCUUGGUCUGUUGUCAGUAACACUAGGGCUGGGUCUGUUGUCAGUAACACUAGGACUGGGUCUGUUGUCAGUAACACUAGGGCUGGGUCUGUUAUCAGUAACACUAGGGCUGGGUCUGUUGUCAGUAACACUAGGGUCUGUUGUCAGUAACACUAAGGUCUGUUAUCAGUAACACUAGGGCUGGGUCUGUUGUCAGUAACACUAGGGUCUGUUGUCAGUAACACUAAGGUCUGUUAUCAGUAACACUAAGGUCUGUUAUCAGUAACACUAGGGCUGGGUCUGUUGUCAGUAACACUAGGGCUUGGUCUGUUGUCAGUAAAACUAGGGCUGGGUCUGUUGUCAGUAACACUAGGGCUGGGUCUGUUGUCAGAAACACUAGGGCUGGGUCUGUUGUCAGUAACACUAGGGUCUGUUGUCUGUAACACUAGGGCUGGGUCUGUUGUCAGUAACAAUAGGGUCUGUUGUCAGUAACACUAGGGUCUGUUGUCAGUAACACUAGGGCUGGGUCUGUUGUCAGUAACACUAGGGAUGGGUCUGUUGUCAGUAACACUAGGGUCUGUUGUCAGUAACACUAGGGUCUAUUGUCAGUAACACUAGGGCUGGGUCUGUUGUCAGUAACACUAGGACUGGGUCUGUUGUCAGUAACACUAAGGUCUGUUGUCAGUAACACUAGGGCUGGGUCUGUUGUCAGUAACACUAGGGCUGGGUCUGUUGUCAGUAACACUAGGGUCUGUUGUCAGUAACACUAGGGCUGGGUCUGUUGUCUGUAACACUAGGGUUGGGUCUGUUGUCAGUAACACUAGGGUCUGUUGUCAGUAACACUAGGGCUGGGUCUGUUGUCAGUAACACUAGGACUGGGUCUGUUGUCAGUAACACUAGGGCUGGGUCUGUUGUCAGUAACACUAGGGCUGGGUCUGUUGUCAGUAACACUAGGGCUGGGUCUGUUGUCAGUAACACUAGGGCUGGGUCUGUUGUCAGUAACACUAGGGUCUGUUGUCAGUAACACUAGGGCUGGGUCUGUUGUCAGUAACACUAGGGCUGGGUCUGUUGUCAGUAACACUAGGGUCUGUUGUCAGUAACACUAUUGCUGGCUCUGUUGUCAGUAACACUAGUGCUGGGUCUGUUGUCAGUAACACUAGGGCUGGGUCUGUUAUCAGUAACAUUAGGGCUGGAUCUGUUGUCAGUAACACUAGGGCUGGGUCUGUUGUCAGUAACACUAGGGCUGGGUCUGUUGUCAGUAACACUAGGGCUGGGUCUGUUGUCAGUAACACUAGGGCUGGGUCUGUUAUCAGUAACCCUAAGGUCUGUUGUCAGUAACACUAGGGCUGGGUCUGUUAUCAGUAACACUAGGGCUGGGUCUGUUGUCAGUAAGACUAGGGCUGGGUCUGUUGUCAGUAACACUAGGGCUGGGUCUGUUGUCAGUAACACUAGGGUCUGUUGUCAGUAACACUAGGGCUGGGUCUGUUGUCAGUAACACUAGGACUGGGUCUGUUGUCAGUAACACUAGGGCUGGGUCUGUUAUCAGUAACACUAGGGCUGGGUCUGUUGUCAGUAACACUAGGGCUGGGUCUGUUAUCAGUAACAUUAGGGCUGGGUCUGUUGUCAGUAACACUAGGGCUGGGUCUGUUGUCAGUAACACUAGGGUAUGUUGUCAGUAACACUAUGGUCUGUUGUCAGCAACACUAGGGCUGGGUCUGUUGUCAGUAACACUAGGGUCUGUUGUCAGUAACACUAGGGUCUGUUGUCAGUAACACUAGGGCUGGGUCUGUUGUCAGUAACACUAGGGCUGGGUCUGUUAUCAGUAACACUAGGGCUGGGUCUGUUGUCAGUAACACUAGGGCUGGGUCUGUUAUCAGUAACACUAGGGCUGGGUCUGUUGUCAGUAACACUAGGGCUGGGUCUUUUGUCAGUAACACUAGGGUCUGUUGUCAGUAACACUAGGACUGGGUCUGUUGUCAGUAACACUAGGGGUGGGUCUGUUGUCAGUAACACUAGGGCUCGGUCUGUUGUCAGUAACACUAGGGCUGGGUCUGUUAUCAGUAACACUAGGGCUGGGUCUGUUGUCAGUAACACUGGGGCUGGGUCUGUUGUCAGUAACACUAUGGCUGGGUCUGUUGACAGUAACACUAGAGCUGGGUCUGUUGUCAGUAACACUAGGGCUGGGUCUGUUGUCAGUAACACUAGGGCUGGGUCUGUUGACAGUAACACUAGAGCUGGGUCUAUUGUCAGUAACACUAGGGUCUGUUGUCAGUAACACUAGGGCUGGGUCUGUUGUCAGUAACACUAGGGCUGGGUCUGUUGACAGUAACACUAGAGCUGGGUCUAUUGUCAGUAACACUAGGGUCUGUUGUCAGUAACACUAGGGCUGGGUCUGUUGUCAGUAACACUAGGGUCUGUUGUCAGUAACACUAGGGCUGGGUCUGUUGUCAGUAACACUAGGGCUGGGUCUGUUGACAGUAACACUAGAGCUGGGUCUAUUGUCAGUAACACUAGGGUCUGUUGUCAGUAACACUAGGGCUGGGUCUGUUGUCAGUAACACUAGGGCUGGGUCUGUUGUCAGUAACACUAGGGUCUGUUGUCAGUAACACUAGGGUCUGUUGUCAGUCACACUAGGGCUGGGUCUGUUGUCAGUAACACUAGGGCUUGGUCUGUUGUCAGUAACACUAGGGCUGGGUCUGUUGUCAGUAACACUAGGACUGGGUCUGUUGUCAGUAACACUAGGGCUGGGUCUGUUAUCAGUAACACUAGGGCUGGGUCUGUUGUCAGUAACACUAGGGUCUGUUGUCAGUAACACUAAGGUCUGUUAUCAGUAACACUAGGGCUGGGUCUGUUGUCAGUAACACUAGGGUCUGUUGUCAGUAACACUAAGGUCUGUUAUCAGUAACACUAAGGUCUGUUAUCAGUAACACUAGGGCUGGGUCUGUUGUCAGUAACACUAGGGCUUGGUCUGUUGUCAGUAAAACUAGGGCUGGGUCUGUUGUCAGUAACACUAGGGCUGGGUCUGUUGUCAGAAACACUAAGGCUGGGUCUGUUGUCAGUAACACUAGGGUCUGUUGUCUGUAACACUAGGGCUGGGUCUGUUGUCAGUAACAAUAGGGUCUGUUGUCAGUAACACUAGGGUCUGUUGUCAGUAACACUAGGGCUGGGUCUGUUGUCAGUAACACUAGGGAUGGGUCUGUUGUCAGUAACACUAGGGUCUGUUGUCAGUAACACUAGGGUCUAUUGUCAGUAACACUAGGGCUGGGUCUGUUGUCAGUAACACUAGGACUGGGUCUGUUGUCAGUAACACUAAGGUCUGUUGUCAGUAACACUAGGGCUGGGUCUGUUGUCAGUAACACUAGGGCUGGGUCUGUUGUCAGUAACACUAGGGUCUGUUGUCAGUAACACUAGGGCUGGGUCUGUUGUCUGUAACACUAGGGUUGGGUCUGUUGUCAGUAACACUAGGGUCUGUUGUCAGUAACACUAGGGCUGGGUCUGUUGUCAGUAACACUAGAGCGGGGUCUGUUAUCAGUAACACUAGGGUCUGUUGUCAGUAACACUAGGGUCUGUUGUCAGUAACACUAGGGUCUGUUGUCAGUAACACUAGGGCUGGGUCUGUUGUCAGUAACACUAGGACUGGGUCUGUUGUCAGUAACACUAAGGUCUGUUGUCAGUAACACUAGGGCUGGGUCUGUUGUCAGUAACACUGGGGUCUGUUGUCAGUAACACUAGUGCUGGGUCUGUUGUCAGUAACACUAGGGCUGGGUCUGUUGUCAGUAACACUAGGGCUGGGUCUGUUGUCAGUAACACCAGGGCUGGGUCUGUUGUCAGUAACACUAGGGCUGGGUCUGUUGUCAGUAACACUAGGGUUGGGUCUGUUGUCAGUAACACUAGGGCUGGGUCUGUUGUCAGUAACACCAAGGCUGGGUCUGUUGUCAGUAACACUAGGGCUGGGUCUGUUGUCAGUAACACUAGGGCUGGGUCUGUUGUCAGUAACACCAGGGCUGGGUCUGUUGACAGAAACACUAGGGCUGGGUCUGUUGUCAGUAACACUAGGGCUGGGUCUGUUGUCAGUAACACUAGGGCUGGGUCUGUUGUCAGUAACACUAGGGCUGGGUCUGUUGUCAGUAACACCAGGGCUGGGUCUGUUGUCAGUAACAUUAGGGCUGGGUCUGUUGUCAGUAACACUAGUGCUGGGUCUGUUGUCUGUAACACUAGGGUUGGGUCUGUUGUCAGUAACACUAGGGUCUGUUGUCAGUAACAUUAGGGCUGGGUCUGUAGUCAGUAACACUAGGGUCUGUUGUCAGUAACACUAGGGUCUGUUGUCAGUAACACUAGGGCUGGGUCUGUUGUCAGUAACACUAGGGCUGGGUCUGUUGUCUGUAACGCUAGGGCUGGUUCUGUUGUCUUUAACGCUAGGGUCUGUUGUCAGUAACACUAGGGUCUGUUGUCAGUAACACUAGGGCUGGGUCUGUUGUCUGUAACACUGGUGCUGGGUCUGUUGUCUGUAACGCUAGGGUCUGUUGUCAGUAACGCUAGGGCUGAGUCUGUCGUCAGUAACACUAGGGCUGGGUCUGUUGUCAGUAACACUAGGGCUGGGUCUGUUGUCAGUAACACUAGGGCUGGGUCUGUUGUCAGUAACACUAGGGCUGGGUCUGUUGUCAGUAACACUAGGGCUGGGUCUGUUGUCAGUAACACUAGGGUCUGUUGUCAGUAACACUAGGACUCUGUCUGUUGUCAGUAACACUAGGGUCUGUUGUCAGUAACACUAGGGCUGGGUCUGUUGUCAGUAACACUAGGGUCUGUUGUCAGUAACACUAGUGCUGGGUCUGUUGUCAGUUACAAUAGGGUCUGUAGUCAGUAACACUAGGGCUGGGUCUGUUGUCAGUAACACUAGGGCUGGGUCUGUUGUCAGUAACACUAGGGCUGGGUCUGUUGUCAGUAACUCUAGGGCUGGGUCUGUUGUCAGUAACACUAGAGCUGGGUCUGUUGUCUGUAACACUAGGGCUGGGUCUCUGGUCAGUAACACUAGGGUCUGUUGUCAGUAACACUAGGGCUGGGUCUGUAGUCAGUAUCACUAGGGCUGGGUCUGUUGUCAGUAACACUAGGGCUGGGUCUGUUGUCAGUACACUAGGACUGGGUCUGUUGUCAGUAACACUAGGGUCUGUUGUCAGUAACACUAGGGCUGGGUCUGUUAUCAGUAACACUAGGACUGGGUCUGUUGUCAGUAACACUAGGGCUGGAUCUGUUGUCAGUAACACUAGGGCUGGGUCUGUUGUCAGUAACACUAGGGCUGGGUCUGUUGUCAGUAACACUAGGGCUGGGUCUGUUGUCUGUAACACUAGGGCUGGGUCUGUUAUCAGUAACACUAGGGUCUGUUGUCAGUAACACUAGGGCUGGGUCUGUUGUCAGUAACACUAGGGUCUGUUGUCAGUAACACUAGGGCUGGGUCUGUUGUCAGUAACACUAGGGCUGGGUCUGUUGUCAGUAACGCUAGGGUCUGUUGUCAGUAACACUAGGGCUCUGUCUGUUGUCAGUAACACUAGGGCUGGGUUUGUUGUCAGUAACACUAGGGCUGGGUCUGUUGUCAGUAACACUAGGGCUGGGUCUGUUGUCAGUAACACUAGGGUUUGUUGUCAGUAACACUAGGGUCUGUUGUCAGUAAUACUAGGGAUGGGUCUGUUGUCAGUAACACUAGGGCUGGGUCUGUUUUCAGUAACACUAGGGCUGGGUCUGUUAUCAGUAACACUAGGGUCUGUUGUCAGUAACACUAGGGCUGGGUCUGUUGUCAGUAACACUAGGGUCUGUUGUCAGUAACACUAGGGUCUGUUGUCAGUAACACUAGGGCUGGAUCUGUUGUCAGUAACACUAGGGCUGGGUCUGUUGUCAGUAACACUAGGGCUGGGUCUGUUGUCAGUAACACUAGGGCUGGGUCUGUUGUCAGUAACACUAGGGCUGGGUCUGUUGUCAGUAACACUAGGGCUGGGUCUGUUGUCAGUAACACUAGGACUGGGUCUGUUGUCAGUGACACUAGGGUCUGUUGUCAGUAACACUAGGGCUGGGUCUGUUGUCAGUAACACUAGGACUGGGUCUGUUGUCAGUGACACUAGGGUCUGUUGUCUGUAACACUAGGGCUGGGUCUGUUGUCAGUAACACUAGGGAUGGGUCUGUUGUCUGUAACACUAGGGCUGGGUCUGUUGUCAGUAACACUAGGGUCUGUUGUCAGUAACACUAGGGUUGGGUCUGUUGUCAGUAACACUAGGGCUGGGUCUCUGCUGCAGUGGGAUUCUACCAAUCUCUACUACAGUGGGAUUCUACCAGUCUCUACUACAGUGGGAUUUUACCAGUCUCUACUACAGUGGGAUUCUACCAGUCUCUACUACAGUGGGAUUCUACCAGUCACUACUACAGUGGGAUUCUACCAGUCUCUGCUACAGUGGGAUUCUACCAGUCUCUACUACAGUGGGAUUCUACCAGUCUCUACUACAGUGGGAUUCUACCAGUCUCUACUACAGUGGGAUUCUACCCGUCUCUACUACAGUGGGAUUCUACCAGUCUCUACUACAGUGGGAUUCUACCAGUCUCUACUGCAGUGGGAUUCUACCAGUCUCUACUACAGUGGGAUUCUACCAGUCUCUACUACAGUGGGAUUCUACCAGUCACUGCUGCAGUGGGAUUCUACCAGUCUCUACUACAGUGGGAUUCUACCAGUCUCUGCUACAGUGGGAUUCUACCAGUCUCUACUACAGUGGGAUUCUACCAGUCACUACUACAGUGGGAUUCUACCAGUCUCUACUACAGUGGGAUUCUACCAGUCUCUACUACAGUGGGAUUCUACCAGUCACUGCUACAGUGGGAUUCUACCAGUCUCUACUACAGUGGGAUUCUACCAGUCUCUACUACAGUGGGAUUCUACCAGUCUCUACUACAGUGGGAUUCUACCCGUCUCUACUACAGUGGGAUUCUACCAGUCUCUACUACAGUGGGAUUCUACCAGUCUCUACUGCAGUGGGAUUCUACCAGUCUCUACUACAGUGGGAUUCUACCAGUCUCUACUACAGUGGGAUUCUACCAGUCACUGCUGCAGUGGGAUUCUACCAGUCUCUACUACAGUGGGAUUCUACCAGUCUCUGCUACAGUGGGAUUCUACCAGUCUCUACUACAGUGGGAUUCUACCAGUCACUACUACAGUGGGAUUCUACCAGUCUCUACUACAGUGGGAUUCUACCAGUCUCUACUACAGUGGGAUUCUACCAGUCACUGCUACAGUGGGAUUCUACCAGUCUCUACUACAGUGGGAUUCUACCAGUCUCUACUACAGUGGGAUUCUACCAGUCACUGCUACAGUGGGAUUCUACCAGUCUCUACUACAGUGGGAUUCUACCAGUCUCUACUACAGUGGGAUUCUACCAGUCUCUACUACAGUGGGAUUCUACCAGUCUCUACUACAGUGGGAUUCUACCAGUCACUGCUACAGUGGGAUUCUACCAGUCUCUACUACAGUGGGAUUCUACCAGUCUCUACUACAGUGGGAUUCUACCAGUCUCUACUACAGUGGGAUUCUACCAGUCUCUACUGCAGUGGGAUUCUACCAGUCUCAGCUACAGUGGGAUACUACCAGUCUCUACUACAGUGGGAUUCUACCAGUCUCUACUGCAGUGGGAUUCUACCAGUCUCUGCUACAGUGGGAUUCUACCAGUCUCUGCUACAGUGGGAUUCUACCAGUCUCUGCUGCAGUGGGAUUCUACCAGUCUCUACUACAGUGGGAUUCUACCAGUCUCUGCUACAGUGGGAUUCUACCAGUCUCUACUAAAGUGGGAUUCUACCAGUCUCUGCUACAGUGGGAUUCUACCGGUCUCUACUACAGUGGGAUUCUACCAGUCUCUACUACAGUGGGAUUCUACCAGUCUCUACUACAGUGGGAUUCUACCAGUCUCUACUACAGUGGGAUUCUACCAGUCUCUACUACAGUGGGAUUCUACCAGUCUCUACUACAGUGGGAUUCUACCAGUCUCUACUACAGUGGGAUUCUACCAGUCACUACUACAGUGGGAUUCUACCAGUCUCUACUACAGUGGGAUUCUACCAGUCUCUGCUGCAGUGGUAUUCUACCAGUCUCUACUACAGUGGGAUUCUACCAGUCACUACUACAGUGGGAUUCUACCAGUCUCUACUGCAGUGGGAUUCUACCAGUCUCUACUACAGUGGGAUUCUACCAGUUUCUACUACAGUGGGAUUCUACCAGUCUCUUGUUAUUUAACCUUUGUUUCAUUUUACAUGUAUUUUUUUAGACAUUUAGCAGAUGCAUCAUUUUAUUUUCCUUUUUCAUACGUUUCUUCGUAGCUCUCAGAACAUGAACGUGUUGAACCCUUUUCCAACUUGGUCGGAUUAUAUAAUACAUGUACAACCAU
Salvelinus fontinalis (brook trout) is the source of this 10219-nucleotide messenger RNA. RefSeq lists its product as uncharacterized. The coding region runs from base 7970 to 10099 and encodes 709 amino acids. NCBI's taxonomy places the organism in Eukaryota, Metazoa, Chordata, Actinopteri, Salmoniformes, Salmonidae. The transcript is spliced from 2 exons. The record is from RefSeq and is a predicted model, not a curated record.